AUGAUAAGUCUUGUUGAAACAUGGACAAAAUCUAGUGACAAUUUAGAAAUUGAAGGUUUUAAGAUAGUCCACAGACGUGAUUGUCAUGAUGUACGAAAACCAUUCGGUCAAGUCAUCUAUUUAAAAGAUGAUUUACAGUACGAAACUAUCACCGAAAGAUAUGAAUAUUCAGGCAAAGACCAUAUUGAAUAUUCUUCAAUAAAAGUUGGUGAUAUUUGUGUAGUUUCUGUUUAUAAUUCGCCAAAUUCAUCAUUCAGUGUCCUAAAACGACAUAUUGACGAAGUUAUUCCUAUUUCUCAACGAGUUUGUGAAAGUAUAGUUGUUGUUGGUGACUUCAAUUUAGAUUUGAAGAUCAAAACCAAUCAUAAAUUGAUCAAAUAUAUGGAAUCAUUCGGACUCACUUUAAUUAAUAAAUUAAAUGAAAGUUCGACUAAUGCCAAAACACAGAUUGAUUAUUGUUUCACUAAUGUGAAUGGCUUCAAAUCUGAUUAUUUUGAAAGCUAA
Messenger RNA from Adineta ricciae, 504 nucleotides. The record is from the annotation of a GenBank genome assembly. NCBI's taxonomy places the organism in Eukaryota, Metazoa, Rotifera, Eurotatoria, Adinetida, Adinetidae.